GGGCAGGUGGUGUGGCCGGAGGACCGACUGUCGGGGGCCUGGGGAGUCGGUCAGUGUGCUUCUCAGGUGCCUGUCCUUUCCCAAGCUGGGAAGUCAGGAGACCAGGCAGUGGCAACUGUGCUUCGGAUGGUCAGGCCCCAGGCCCCGACCUAGGCUCUUGGUACCCUGAUGUGGCUGCCCUUCAGGCCGGGAAUAUCCCUGAGCAAUAGAAGCUUGUCAUUCCAGGGAUCUGCAGCGUACCAGUUCCUGUCUGUGGACUAUACUGAGAGGAAGUGGAAAGGUCCGGCCCUCAGUCAGAGAGCCGUGUACCGGAGCAUCGUGCCGGAAAAUUACUGCAGCAUGGCCUCAUUGGGUGAGACUAGGACGCGGCGUUCAGAGCUGCCUGCAAGGCAGGAAGUUUCUAAAGGACCGGCGUCAUCUGAUGGGACAUCAGGAGGCCUCUGUGGAGUAGUUUCUGGGGAACCAGAGACAGGAGCUGCCUGUGAAGGUACUUUAGAGAAGCUGGAAGGGCAAUCCUCAGAUGAAGAAGGGAGCAGACUGGAAAGUGAUUUCUUCAAAAUAACACACGAGGAUAAAGAUAAAUCCACAAAAGCUGGAUGUGAUGAAUAUAAUGAACUUGGGAGACAUCCAGAUCUGUCCUCUAGUGCUGCAGAACAUCAAGGAGUUCUGAAGGGACAGAAAUUUUAUCAAUGUGAUGAAUGUGGUAAAGCUUUCAAUUGGAGUUCACACCUCAUUGGGCAUCAGAGAAUCCACACUGGAGAGAAACCCUAUGAGUGUAAUGAAUGUGGUAAGACCUUCAGGCAGACCUCUCAGCUCAUAGUUCAUCUGAGAACCCACACAGGGGAAAAGCCCUAUGAGUGCAGUGAGUGUGGAAAGACUUACCGACACAGCUCCCAUCUUAUUCAACACCAGAGACUCCAUAAUGGUGAGAAACCAUAUAAAUGUAAUGAAUGUGGAAAAGCUUUCAAUGAGAGUUCCAAACUUUUUGACCACCAGAGAACCCAUACUGGGGAGAAGCCUUACGAAUGCAAUGAGUGUGGGGCUGCCUUUAGUCGAAGUAAAAAUCUUGUCCGGCAUCAGGUACUUCACACUGGAAAAAAACCUUACAAGUGUAGUGAGUGUGGGAAAGCUUUCUGUUCUAAUAGAAAUCUUACUGACCAUCAGAGGAUCCAUACUGGGGAGAAGCCUUAUGAGUGUAAUGAAUGUGGCAAGGCCUUCAGUCGGAGUAAAUGUCUUGUUCGACAUCAGAGCCUCCACACUGGGCAAAAACCAUACAAAUGUAGUGAAUGUGGGAAAGCCUUCAGUCAGAUCUCUCAACUUGUUGACCAUGAGCGAAUUCAUACUGGAGAAAAACCUUUUGAAUGCAAUGAGUGUGGUAAGGCAUUCAGUCUGAGUAAAUGCCUUAUUCGACAUCAGAGACUUCACACAGGUGAAAAGCCCUAUAAAUGUAAUGAGUGUGGAAAAUCCUUCAAUCAGAACUCAUACCUCAUUAUACACCAGAGAAUUCACACUGGUGAGAAGCCUUAUGAAUGUAAUGAGUGUGGGAAGGUCUUCAGUCAUAAUUCUAGCCUUAUGGUUCAUCAGAGAACCCAUACUGGGGAGAAACCCUAUAAAUGUAGUGACUGUGGGAAAGCAUUUAGUGACAGCUCACAGCUUAUUGUGCACCAGAGAGUUCACACAGGAGAGAAGCCUUAUGAAUGUAUUGAGUGUGGGAAAGCCUUCAGUCAGCGUUCCACUUUUAAUCACCACCAGCGAACUCACACUGGAGAAAAGCAUUCAGCUCUGGCUCACACAGUUUAUUGAGACAUGAUUCUCCAAGACAGCAAGAUAUUUUGAGUUAAUCUUUUUUUGUAACAAAGAUACUCACCCUCAUCUCCUCUUGGAAUCACUAAUCAAUGAGGGCCAUUCCCUCCAUUCUUUCUGCUUGAAAAUGAAGGUGGGAGAGUCACAGGGCCAUCCUUCCCAGCUAUGAGGGAAGUAAGGACUACACAUUUCUUGGACUUAUAGAUUCCCUCCCUACCCAUUUCCCUCCCUCCCUUCCUUCCUUCUCUUUCUCUCUCCUCCCUUUUUUGUUUAAAAAUGUAUCUCUGGUUUUAGGAAUGAAUCCUAUAACCAAAUUGUGUGCUUCUCAAGGACAGUAAUUAUAUGCUUCCUUUCUUUCCAGCUAAUUCAUUUCACAUUUGCAUAAAGUCGUUCUCUAAUGCUCUGGUUUUUUCCUAUCUUGGAUAUGGCCUUUUAAAAAGUUCUAUUAUAAUCUAGAUCUUCAUUUCUUGUAUUUCCUAUCUAGAAAACCUUUUCUUCUUUCUGUUUGCUAAUCUUUAUCCCUCAGACCCUGUAAGAUCUAGCUCAUCUCAGAAAGACUUUCUUCUUGAAAUGCUUUUUCCUUCCUCCUAAACUUCUCGUGAUUUGACUUCAAUGCUUCAAAUUAGCCUGUGCUACAAUUUGCAUUAAAUUGCAUUCAGAACAAUUGUCAAGGCAUACGUGUACACUUUCAUAACAAAUUAAUGUAGGUUCUUUGAGGUUGAGUAUGUAUUUCUUUUAGCAUAUAGAUAAUUUUCAUAUGCUAGUUGUUUAAUAAUUUUUCUCAACUCAUCUUUCCAAUUCAUCCAUUCUUAAACUGGGCAGGAAUUCCCCUUGUACCACUGGACCUAAGUGUUUUAAAGAUGGAUAUCGUAGGAUACCACAGACAAAGGCCUCAUUCAUAUCUUCUACAUAUACCUCUGGGAGUUUUAGUGCUGUUUACGUCAGCCUCGAAGAACUAAUGAUUUGUGCUUGAGCAUGCAUGUCUGUGUGUGUCUAGGUUUUAGAGUCAGCAGUUAUUCCAGUGAUAAUGUACUUUUUCCUGCUUUCUGUGAUUGGAGCUCACAGUGACUGAUUUCCUUACUAUGUAGUUCAAUCUACCUGUAACUGCCAUCUAAUAUCAAGGUGAGAGGAGUACACUUAAUUAUUGUAAUAAUCUUCUGCGCCAUCAGGAGGUCUUUUCAGAGUCCAGUAGUUGUAUAGGAGACAUUAGCUUUGAACACCUUAUCCCUUCCACCAUUGCAGGAGUGCUCCAGUGCCCCAGCCUUUGCCUCUGGUGCCUGCCCCUUUUCUCUUAGCAGGACAGUAGGAUUGACAGUGUGGCAGAGGAGGAGGUUAGAGGGGCAAUGUCAGAUUAUGUAACCUGGAGGGGAGAGAUUAUUGUGAGCUGUAAUUUAUAUCUGAGACAGUGGAGAAGAAAGGGAAGAGAAUUGAGGCUCAAGAAAAUAAGAAUUAGAUGUGAUUUGUGGAGAGGCAUCUCAGAAAAGAUUAGAAAGAAUGUUACUGGGGAGAUCUGUAAAACUACUGAACCAAGGGUACAGCUAGAAAUUUGCCAUUUGUAAGUGUUUUAAGUUAAAUUUCUGUUUUCAGAUAUAUUUUUGCUGUUUGUUUCCAUUUUCCUUUACAAGAUCUGCAGAUAGGACUUUCUUAAAAGUGUUUUAUCUUGGGAGCAUCCAGAUCCUGAGAAGGAGCCCAACCCCAUAUUAGCACAAGGGCCCAUCCCUCCACUGUGAUUUGCAAAUUACUAGCCAUGUCUUCAGUAGAACCCCCUGCCUAUUGUAUGCUGUAAUUUUACCUUCUAUUUGUUGUUUGCUCAUCCUCUUACCACUCUGAGUCUGGAGGGUGAGAGCCAGCACUAUUCAUAAGUAUAUACCCCCCACCACCAGUCAGGCGUACAUGUUCAGUAGGAAUGAAUGUCCUUACUUCCUUGAAAAGUACUCAGGCUCUUGCAUGGAAGAAAAUGGGCUAUAUAUGAAAGCCACACCUCAAUUUCUAUUGGUUAUUGCUAGUAUUUAAAAAAAGUAUUGAGUUUUAAAAAUUUUACUGGGAUAAGCCGUUACCAGCCACAGUGCAGCAAAACCCACCCUUAAAGUAUUAGCAUGGGUCGGAACUAUGGGGGUCUCUGAAUUUGGAGUUUUGAAACCCAGCCACACCUGAGAUAAAACACAAGAGUGCUGUGCCGCCUGGCAGGCGGACAGCUCUGACACAGACAGGGUGAAGGCGGGAUCUGAUGGAAGCCAGGGACACAGAAGGGGUGAUUUUUGCUCAUCUCUGAGCGCUUACUGGGGAGUGGAGGGGCACAAGCUCCCCGCUCUGGAGAAGGGGUGGAGCUGUUUUCAUCGAUCAGCACUGACCAACCUCAGGGAGGAAAACAGCACCACCAAGUGGAUGCCAGAGCUGCUUACAUCAAAUCCCGCCGCCCUGUGCCCCGCAAGUGCAUCUCCACUAGGGCAAGUCCACCUAAGAAUCAACAGUAGGCCUCUCCCCCAGAAGACAAACACAAAACCCUUGCACAUACCAAGUCUACUGAUCAAGGAAUGCUGCAAAUCUUCAGCUCUAGGGAAAUCAGGAUCUAGACUCUUUUUUUGUUUGUUUGUUUUGGAUACAGAAAAAGCAAUUUCUUUAUUAUUUUAUUUUUUAUUUAUUUGUUUUUAAUUUUUUAAUUUUAAAAUCUUUCAUUUUUUAAAGAAAAUUUUCAUCAAGCUUCCCUUAAUAAACAGGCCAAAACACACCUGGGAUCUAGCUUCCUUUAUAUAUUUUUUAAAUUUUUUAUCUUAUUUUUUUUAUUUUCUUUGGCAUCAAAAAUGACAAGACAGAGGAAUUCACCCAAAAAGAAAGAACAGCAAGAAGUGAUGGCCAGGUAUUUAAUUGAUACAGAUAUAAAUAAGACAUCUGAACUAAAAUUGAUAACAACAAUUAUAAGAAUACUGGCUGGACUUGAAAAAAAAAAAAAAGACACUAGAGAAUCCCUUACUGCAGAGAUAAAAGAACUAAAAAAUAUUCAGACCAAAGUAAAAGUGCCAUAACUGAGAUGCAAACCAAAUGGAUGCUAUGACAGAGGAAUGAAUCAGUGAUAUAGAACGUAAAAUUAUGGAAAAAAUAAAGGUGAAGGGCGCCUGGGUGGUUCAGUUGGUUAAGCGAUGGCCUUCGGCUCAGGUCAUGAUCCUGGAGUCCCAGG
Molecule: messenger RNA, 4978 nt
Organism: Zalophus californianus (California sea lion)
Lineage: Eukaryota; Metazoa; Chordata; Mammalia; Carnivora; Otariidae
Gene: ZNF852
Product: zinc finger protein 852
Exons: 4
Coding region: 169-1803 (544 amino acids)
Biological process (GO): negative regulation of transcription by RNA polymerase II
Molecular function (GO): DNA-binding transcription repressor activity, RNA polymerase II-specific
Source: RefSeq, a predicted model, not a curated record